Molecule: messenger RNA, 951 nt
Organism: Dentiscutata erythropus
Lineage: Eukaryota; Fungi; Glomeromycota; Glomeromycetes; Diversisporales; Gigasporaceae
Source: the annotation of a GenBank genome assembly
CUUAGAUUUGUUGUUCCCGAUGCCACUCCCACUCUCAUAGCCGAUCAUCAUAGAGAUUAUUUCUCUUCGUUAAAUAUGAAUAUACAAGUAUCUUAUAAUGGAAUAGAUUGGAAGUUCGACAACUUCCACGAACUGGCCUUGACGGAAGAACGAGAUACUUAUAAUAAUCGGAGAGAUGAUCGAAGAGGGAAUAACUUUAGAAAUGAGCCUAGUUGGAAAAAUGAUAGUGAGUAUAAUGAACGAGAGACUAAUACUAGAUGGGGAAGCCAAAGCGAAAAGGGUUCUAAACGUAAAUUAUAUGCAUCAAGUGAUAACGAAGAAACACCCGAUGCUAAAUGCCGUAAAGGUAAAAGUAGAACAAGGACAUUUGUAGUGUCAACUGAAUCGGUAUAUCCUAGUGAAGUUCCAGGAGACCAACAUAUACAAACCAGGAGAUGUAUGAAUCCUGAGUAUGGUAAAUUUGAGCGUUGUUCAUCAUAUACCUAUGAUUUUAAAGAAACAACAGAUGAAAAACUAGGUUACAUUCUUGGGAGAUAUGUCAAUUAUGUAUUUAGAAGGUAUUGGAUGUGCUGUAAAGAACUUUGUUUAUCUUGCUAUGAUGAAUGGGAUGUGAGCAAAAAGCCAAAGACCAUCGAUAUAAUACAACGCCUUUUAAAUGAAACUGAGGAAAUAAUGAAUGAUCAUGAGGAUAAAGGCAGUGUUCCAACUACGCAAUCUACAGAAAGGAAUAUUUCAGCUACGCAGCCAGAUUUUGAACUUCUUCAAGUACCAGAAGGCAAUAUUCCAGCUAUACAACCGAAUUUUGAACUUCACCAAGUAUCAGAAGGCAAUAUUCCAGUUAUACAUCCGAAUUCAGAAAUUAACAUCACACCAGAGUUACUACUUCCUACUUUCCAACUAUCCAUCCACACAAUUGCUCUCAACAACUUCAUGAUAGUCAUAAAACAAUAG